Pteronotus mesoamericanus is the source of this 1423-nucleotide messenger RNA. RefSeq names its product C-type lectin domain family 10 member A. Gene Ontology annotation, molecular function: signaling receptor activity. The transcript has 10 exons. The record is from RefSeq and is a predicted model, not a curated record. Lineage: Eukaryota; Metazoa; Chordata; Mammalia; Chiroptera; Mormoopidae. The coding region runs from base 290 to 1216 and encodes 308 amino acids.
AGCUGGCCCCGUAUAUAACAUCUUCACACAUGCAAUCUCCGCCUGUGUUCCAAUUAUUAUUUACUGCCCAAAGUCGAGGACACAGGAGAUCCCAGAUUGUAGACUCCUGAGCUUUCAGACUCAGAGACCAGCAGGACUCCAGGCACUUACGUGACUCCUCCCUCGGCCUCCUCUAGCCCACUCUCCAGGAUUUCGUUUUAUCCAACGCUACUCACUGCUGCUCAACAAACCCCAGAAUCACAGCCUCCAGAUUUUGCACAGUUCUGAGAGCCUCGGAGUUAGUCCAAGCAUGGCAAUGAAGUACGAAGACCUCCAGACCUUGGAGAGUGAGGAGAAAAGCCAGGGGCUUAAAAAUGGGCUGCCUGCGCCCCAGGUCCUCCUGCAGCAUCUCUGCUCUGGACCCCGCCCCCUCCUGCUCUCCCUGGGCCUCAGCCUCCUCCUGCUGGUUGGCAUCUGUGUGAUCGGAUCCAAAAGUUCCAAGAUUCAGAGGGACCUGGAGACUCUGAGAGCAACUUGCAGCAACGUCACUUCGCACACUGUGGCGGAGGUCCAGGCACUGCACGCCCAGGGUGGCCGUUUGCGAGAAACGAUAACAUCCCUGCAAGCGGAGGUGGAAAAGCAGGGGCAGCAGCUGCAGGCAGCCCGCAGCUUGAAUGACACGGUGUUCUCCCUGGAGAGCCAGCUGGAGAAAGGGCAGCAGGAACUCAAAGCAGGUUAUUCUGACAUGGUCCUGCGAGUCCAGGAGGUGGUUAAAGACCUGAACUCCCUGAUUUGCCAGGUGGCCUCACUCAAGAACAAUGGCUCCCAGAAGACCUGCUGCCCCGUCAACUGGCUGGAGCAUGAAGGCAGCUGCUAUUGGUUCUCUCGUACUGGGAAGCCCUGGCCCGAAGCUGAGAGGUACUGCCAGCUGCAGAACGCGCACCUGGUGGUGGUCGGCUCCUGGGAGGAACAGAAUUUUGUCCAGAAACAUCUAGGCUCCUUCUACACCUGGAUGGGCCUCAGUGAUCCUGAAGGCACCUGGAAGUGGGUGGAUGGGACAGACUAUGAGACCAACUUCAAGAACUGGAAGCCAGGCCAGCCAGACGACUGGCAAGGGCACGGGCUGGGUGGCGGUGAGGACUGUGCCCACUUCCACCCUGAUGGCAGAUGGAAUGAUGACGUCUGCCAGAGGCCCUACCACUGGAUCUGUGAGGCCAGCCUGGGCGAGCCCAGAUAGGAGAGUCUUAGAGCUGCUUCCUGUGGACCCCUCAGCCAUGGAAGCGGCAGGGGUAGGGGAGAGGGAUUCUUCCAAGACACUGCCAACAAGCCCUCUGAGGGAGAGGAAUAAGUCCCAGGAGAUCGGAGCACUGCCAUCUUGUUGAAAUUUUUCUCCUCAAUUUUCAAAAGACUGUAUAGAGCUCCUAAGGUGUUUUUUAAAAUUAAA